CUCUCUAUUUUGCUAUAACCUAAUAUUAAUCUUUUCCCGCUUACUUCAUAACUCUCAAUCAUCGGUUUGCUUGAAAGCUUUCAGCUAAAGGAUUUGGGGAUAGAAGACCGAAUCACAGUGAGUUUUACUUUGAGCGAUUUAUAGUUACGUCAAAAUCUUUGUCUUGAAAUUAUGUUUUUCCUGAAUUAUGUCUGAUUUUAGGUUAGGAAGGAAAAUGCCCAAAAAGGGGAUGGGAACUUAAACUUGGAUUGAAAAAUUACUUAAUGUUUGUUCUCUUUGGAAUUUUUCCAUCGUUCUUGUGCUGAUUAUGUGAUGUUCGAUUUGACUCUUAGCGCUCUCGCUGAAAAUUUACCUCUGCACGUACUUAAAAUAUCUUAGAAUUUCAAGCCUUUUCGUUUGAAGUGAUUUUUUGUAAGAGAAUGGAGUUCAAUGAUAGCCGCUGAGUUAAUUGAAGUUAGUUGGGGAUAUUAUUUACUAAACUGGGUUGCACUGGAUUUUGUCUUGUUUUGGAAUGGAUUAUCGGUAGAAAAAGUCAAUCAAUUUUCCAAGGCCAAGGUGAAGCAACAAAUAAUUCAUUCUACCUUUUCAUGGUUUCACUAUCAUAAGGUAGAAUCGGUUCUCGUAUUUUGUUCAAACACGCUAAUUGUUACCGGCCUGAACUUCAGUUAAGGGCCUUUUUGAAAACCUAUUCGGCUUACGUUGUUUCUAUUGGGCCAGAUUUCUCAAACAGACUAUAAUGUUUUAUUGGAAUUUGGUUUUUUCAGAGACUCCCAUUUUGUUCUGUGUUAGCUUUGUGAAGAUGAAUUUUGGGUUCAAUUUUUCUUUAGGUGAGAAUGAAGUCCAUUUAGUUUUGAAAUCAAAUAAAUUUAUUCUCGCCUCAAAAUAUUAAAAAAAAUAAACACUCAACAGUAGAACCAAUAAUUAAUGUGUACUUCAUCUAUCUGACUGUUGUACAACACUAGGGCGUUUCCCCAGUUCUCUCUUUCUCUGUGUCUAUCACCGUCAUAAUUCAUGAAGACACCAUAUCCACGGUCAACUUAAUCACUUUUGGUAAAACCUAUCUUGCACCUCCUUCUUUCUCACAUCAACACCUCUUCAAUGUUCCCCAUGGUUUAGGUCUUUUCUGUUUCUGUGGGUUUGUGGAUCCAUGUGCCAUUAUGUUUUUAAUUAAAUGCCAUAAAUUAUCACAUAAAUUCCUAUGAACUUUAAUGUGGAAAGCUGUUUGAUUUUAAGAAUUUCAAUGGAUGAGCUUUCUACUAAUGGCUCUUUGCUAACUGGGAAUGAAACCAUAUACAUGUUCAAUGUUUGUAGAAAACAUGCCAUUGCCAUGAUGCACUGUUACAUGGAGGAUUCAGAGCAGAGGAAGAAAAGGCUGAGAGAAAUGCGCAUGCAAGCUGAUCAUGCUGAUGUUUCUGGUGCUGUGGAAGGUUCUGCUAUGCCCGGUUCUCUCUCAAAUCCCUUGAUUGAAGCUCCUUUAACUAUGCCAUCAUGGGAUAAAUCGAAUGCUGCUCCAAGGUUUGACUUUUAUACAGAUCCGAUGAGUGCCUUCUCUUCUAACAAAAGGAACAAUACCAGUAUCCAGGCUGCACCGGAUAGUUUCCCUCCAAAUGUUGGUCCCUCUCCUAUGGCACAAUAUUCAUCCCCACAUCCAGAUAUAACAGAAUCAACAAAUCCACGGAUGACUCUGCCUCCUUUUCAAGUAUCAGCACCAGCAUAUGGAAACCUGGAUUUUAGUGGACCUAGAGGCCCUGCUCACGAUAACUUCCUAUUCCAUCCAUCAAGUGUUGGUAGACAUCCAAAUCCUAGAUUCGAACCAUCAGGUGGUCCAUUAUAUAACUCUACACAGGGCAUAGCUCACCGGGCCAGUUACAGUCCUAAUCCUUCUCCAGGAUACAGGAAUAGUCCUGGGCCCAGUUACAGUCCCAAUCCUUCUCCAGGAUACAGCAACAGUCCUAGGCCCAGUUACAGUCCCAAUCCUUCUCCGGGAUACAGGAGCAAUCCUAGGCCUGGUCAAGGGCGAGGCAGGGGUGUAUGGCACAACCCUGGUAGCUCUGUUUCAGGACGGGGUAGUGGACGAGGACCUAAUUUUCAUGGUCAUUUGUCCAACGAAAACCCAGGUCCUGGUCCCAAUCGAUUUUACAAGAGCUCCAUGGUUGAAGAUCCAUGGAACCAUUUAGAGCCUAAGAUAUGGGAAGCAAUUAAUGGUUCUUUACAUUCUUCACGAAUACCUGAGAAAGUAAAACCCUGGAUUUCAAAAUCAAAGAGUACAAUAGGAGAGGGAUCAUCUGCUGCAUCUGUCAAGUUCCGUUCUGAACCAAGCCUUGCUGAGUACUUGGCUACUGCAUUCAAUGAAGCUGCCAACGAUACAGAAAAUGUAUGAUGACAGCUGCUCAUUACAUGAAGGGCCCAUCAUGACGUUACAGAGAGGAAUGAAUUUCCAGCCAGUGAAAAAACCAAAUAAAUUUCAAGUCACUUCAUAGAUUAAUGCCAAGGAGGUACUAUUUGUACUAAAACACGAGAAAAUUUUUGGGAUGUGUUCGGUACUUCGCACGGUUUGAUAUGUUGGCAUCCAAUUAAUUGUGUACUA
Messenger RNA from Vigna umbellata (rice bean), 2587 nucleotides. Lineage: Eukaryota; Viridiplantae; Streptophyta; Magnoliopsida; Fabales; Fabaceae. The record is from RefSeq and is a predicted model, not a curated record.